Molecule: messenger RNA, 6531 nt
Organism: Cuscuta europaea
Lineage: Eukaryota; Viridiplantae; Streptophyta; Magnoliopsida; Solanales; Convolvulaceae
Source: the annotation of a GenBank genome assembly
GAGGAAGCACACUCCUGAGGGCCUUGACACCUUCAAAGUAUCCCUUGACAAAGGCAUCAUCGGCAAGCUCUCCGAGCCAUUCAUCACUAAGUGCGGUUUUCUUCAAAAGCUGCACCCCGUGAAGCAAGCAAUCCUUCUCCGGCACGGGCUACAGCUCGGCCUCGAAAACUUCCCCAGCAGCUCCCCGACAAUACUCAUGGGCGGCCUAGAGGAACUGAGUGGUCUUUUUGAAUUCCUCCACGUUAAGGACCAGAGUCAGAACAUCGCUGGGAGGGGAUCCGCCCUCAGGACGCGGGGUAGGAUCUGCGACAGGAACAAAGGAAAUCCCGUGCUUCUCGGCCAGGGCCACCUUGGAAAGCAGGCUCUGUUUUUCCUGCUGGCUCUGAGUCCGAACGGCCUGGAGCUCCUGUUGGGCCAGGGCCAGGGCAGCCUGAGCCUUCUUCAUCUCCGCCUGAGCAGCCUCCCGCAUCAGCAUGACUUCCUGCUCUUUCUUUAAAGCUGCAUCGGCUUUUCUCUUGAGCUCGGAAAGAUCCUUCUCCCGAGCGGCCCUCGCCCGCAACAAGCUUAGCCCAGCCUACAAGGAAGAAAAAUGGGUUAGGUGGGGACGAAAGGCAGAUCAAGUGAUGGGGGGAAAGGUGAGGAACGUACCUCGAGGUUCAAAAGCAGAGCAUUAUCAACAGAAUCGUCUGAAGAACAAUUCGAUAACUCCAGCCCGGCCUGAAGGGCCAUGUCCUUCCAGAUCUCGGAAAUCGGACGGACGACGGAGGGCACCACGACAUUCGUAGGUUUGGGGACAGAGGGCUCAAGACACGGCCUCUUCGGUUUCUUGCCCUUGUCUUUUUCCCCACCAGUGGGGAUACCAACACCGAGCGGAUCCACAUUCAGGACCCAGUUAUCUUCAGAGUGCUGGGCUGCAGAGUUCUGCCCAGUCACUUCAGCAAUCAGGAGCUGUUCCGCGUCAGCAACACGCUUACUUGCCUGGGACGCGGCGGAAGAAUUGGCCUCAGAGGUCUGAGUGGCCCCAUGGGCUCUCGCCAGCGCCGCUUUUUCCUUUUUGGCCUUGGCCUCGCGACGAGCCACCAUAGCAGCGUUAUCCAUUUGUUCUUGAGUAGGAGGAGGGCCUGAAACAAAGAAAUAACGUCAGUACCGGGCGGUGCGAAUCACAAAGGCACUCACCUCAGGGAAUGGACUGCCCGGGCCCACAAGAUGAACACGAGAGAAUGCGUCCAGGGAUCAUGGGCGGUACAUAUCCCUGCAUCAGAGAGUGCAUCGAUGGUCAAGAGGUCCUUCAGUUUUCUAACGCCGCCCAUCGUUAGCUUGUCCACGACAUCUUGCAACUCCUGGGUUAGUUCCGGCGUCUUAACCUUCGGAGGAUAUCCGUUCCAUCUCACAGGAAGCCGCUCGUCGGUAUAGCGAAUGAAGAAAAAACGAUUUUCCAAUCAUGAAUGGAGGUGGGAGCCCCCUCGAACAGCCUCCUCUUGGGACGAGCGGCCACGCUCAGAAACCCAUCGGCAUUUUGAGGGAUGACUUGGAAGAAAUGAUGGAAGAGCUUCAGUUUGGGGGUGAGCCCUAACGAUUUACAACGAACGAGGAAUGCAGAGAUUAGACGGUAGGAGUUUGGCAUGAAUUGGGCCGGAACAACACUAUAAAACUAGAAAAAAUCAAGAUAAAAAGGGUAAAGCGGGAAGCGCAGUCCGGCCUUUAUGGAAUCCAUAUGCACCAUCACCAUGCCCGGGCGCCUCUUGAAGAGGUUGUCUGCACCCCGAAGACUGUAGUAGAAGGGCGGAGGGAGAAUGAUCUGCAGUUCCUUCAAGGCCCUCCUGGAAAAAACCUGUUCAUGCACGGCCACAUUGGGGAUAAGCACGAGGUGCCGAUGACGAUCCAUGGGCAUCCCACGCUGAUAGACCUGGAGGUCGUUCCCCUCCUCGGCCUCUUCGCCAGAAUCAUGAUCGGCCGAAUGCUCCGCCCCCGCGUCAGGUUGCGCCGCCGUCGCAACAGCAUUCUCAGGAGCGACGUCCAUGCCAACAUACUCCUCUGCAUCUAGGACCGCGACAUCAUAUGUUGCCUCAGGGACCGCCAUCGAAGAAGCACUGGAAUGGCCAGAACCACUCGCCCCCACUGAGGAACGGGAUCUGGGCUCUGUAGCGGCAGAGGAACCGGCUGAAGAAACGGUAGAGGAGCUAGAACCAGUCUCUGAGUCGGAGGAAAUUUCCAUGGAACAGACCAUGGGGAAGGUUACGAAAAAGAAAGGAAAAGGGGUUGGGAUCGAAGAGUUACCUUGCGAAACCUUGGAAGAGGGAUGAACGCGGAAACUAGAGAUACUCGCGGGACAGCACUGGGGAAGUAGAAGGAAGCAAAGGAUGGAAAGCCCUAACUUUUUAUGUAAACCCAGUAUUUAUAAGGAGAGGGGCUGAUUCAGUGGCCAACCCGCGGGUGACACGUGGCAAGAAGCGUACCCAGAGACGCGUGGCACGUAGAGACGGACAUGCACAAAAUGAUUACUUUUGCAUCGGAAGUUGAAUUGGCCUGGACAGCUGUCACCUAGAGCCCCGCGAACAACUGCGGGGAAACAACCAUCACUUCGGGAGAGGGUAGGUAGCGGCUAAAGGCAGUACGGCGGAACUGUUUACUUCCUUAUGUCUCGCGCACGCUCGAAACAUCAGAAGUGGGGGACUUGUGGUUGGUUAAUGGCCCAACAGGGGCCAACCCAUCAACACCAGGGGACGUACGUAACCCAGCAUAGCCAAGCUCUAGGGCCCAAGGGCCAGGGGGCGUACGUAGCUCAGCACGACCAAGCUUCAGGGCCCAAGGACCAGGGGACAUACGUAGCCCAGCAUAGCUAAGCUCCAGAGCCCAAAGGGCCAGGGGACGUACGUAGCUCAUCACGACCAAGCUUCAGGGCCCAAGGACCAUGGGACGAGCGUCUAGUGGUUUGCCACUCAAGGACCAAGGCUGCCACCAGAGGGAUGAGUCCAGCCUAGGGGACGAACGUCCCCAAAACAUGGUGGGGAGCCAAGAUCUUGGCGGGAAGCGCAUUAAAUUCGGGAGAUUUGGUGGUUGGGAUCAUGUCGCCCACAGCCAGCCACGUCAGCUCCCCCAACCACCACAGGAUACUAUAAAUAGUCGCAAUUAUUUCAUUGUAAAGGGUUCACACUUUGAUUCUCUAGCAUUGUAAUAGCAUCAACGGUACAUAGCCUAGCUUAGUACGUUCGGCCCUUCGACUUGUAAUCACCAGAGUGAAUAAAAUACAAUUAUUGGCCCACUACCCGUUGUUUAGUAAUCUUACUUGUCCUUCACCCAUCCGAAACCCCCAGGUUACGUGUUGGGCCUGCGGGUUGAGGGGAAUAAACCUCAAGACAUUCUAUGAGGUGUAUUUGGGAUGAAUAAUUAUUUGUUUUGUCAAUAUAAAAACCUUAAGUUACAUAAAAAUAAAAGUGACUAGUAAUAAGCGGUCAAAAUAUAUCACUAUCACGCAACAAAUGGCAAAAUCAUAAAAGACAUACUAAAUCAAUAGAUUUAUAAACCAAAUUAAACAACAAAUAUUAUUACUUAACAUUUAAUAAGAAAUACGUAAUACAUAUAACACAAAAUAUUAAUUUUCUAACACAAGAAAACCAAAGAGUAUCAAUGAUAUUAGAGGAUUACUCUUUAACGAUAAACAAGUAAAAUUUCGAUAACGUAAUUGGUUCGAUUUAAUUGGUUCGAUUCAGUUCUGAAGGGCCAAAACCAAAACAGAACCAAACAACUAUGGUUCAAUUCGGUUUUUUACAUUUGGUUUUGGUUUUUGGCGGUUCGAUUUAGUUUGGUUGCUAUUUAAUUUUUUUUUGAUUCGGUUUUCGGUUUUUGUUUUUCGGACCCAACCCUAAUAUCAAUAACUUCAAGCCAGACUGACUUGUCGGUUGUCACCCUCGAAACUGCAACAUACACCCUCCUUUAUUGUUUGUACAAAAAAGAACACAUUAUUAAAGGGGUUGUCACCAACUUUUGAUUACUAUUUUAUUCUUUUAUACACAGGCUUUCACCUUUUGUUUUCUAUGGACUGUAUUAUUUCUUCAUUUUUGGUGGUUAUAUUUUUAAGGGGCUGUUUAACCGAUAAUACUACUCCGAGUAUGUUUAAACGAACCACCAACAUAGAAAAUACUCAGCCAGGUGAUACCUUUCAGGCUGGACGCACGCGAGUAGGUUGUUGAGUUUUUGUUCGGUUUUUGUCACCCCUUUAGGUACCAAAGUGUAGGUGAAGUGAGGAUUGAAACCCUACUUGAUCGCUACCUUAGCGGCUUAGAGCAUCUCCAAUGUGAGCCUGUUGACAUUAGAAAAAACUGCUGCAUCAGUCAUGUCGACAUAUCUCGCAACAUUUUCGUCUCCAGCGCAAUAUGUCUAAGGCUAUAUAAAGUUGACAUGUACAAAAAUAACGUCAACAUUGUUAAGGUGUCUUUCUUCUGAUAACAACCUCCCUGACAUGAUGACUCAACGAAAAUGGGUGAAGAAAUUCCGCAAAAAGAUCUCCAAAACGUCUUGAACCACGAUUUAAUUUCACAGUUUUCAAUGUAGCAGGUUUGUCGGGGAAAGGAUUUAAUUUCUUGCAUAUGCAGUAUAUUUUUGCUCGCAUUUACAAAUUUCCUAACUUUGGAUUAAUUCAUUCUUCUCAAAACUAAAUUUCCCAAUCAAAUUUUUCUAUCUGCGUUGCUUUUUAAUCCUUUCUUUUUAAUAAUAAUAGCCUGUAAUAUGGAUAUUUCGGUGAUACAUGCGCUUACCGGCAACAGAAUUUCGUAUGGUUUGGGUUGUCAACCUGAAGCAUGACAUGGAUAGACAUUCCACUUAUUAAGUGUCAUGUGUCAAUGUUUAUUCCAUGUGAAGGAUGUAGCAUUAAAGAUGCUCUUAGCCACCUAGCAUAGGAUUAGUUUAAUUUAUCCCUCGUUGUAGAACACAACUCACAAUAUUAAUGACAUUGAGUAUAAUAAAUAUAAAACUCCAUCUCGUUCCGUUGAUCGUUUGUCCCAUUUUUUCGUUUUGAACGGUGCCAAUUGUCUCAUCAAGACAGUUUCAUAUCAAAUUUGGUAAUGUUUGUGUGGUUCUAGAUUUUUUCUAUUUUACUCUUACGUUAUCACAUAAAUCCACUUUUUUAAUAAGCACAACAUCUCCCCAUGCAUCAAAUUUAGGAGUAGAGGUAGCAUGUGAUAUAUAUAUAUAUAUGAUGUAUUUAUACAGAAAUUAAAGUUGCUACGCACAGGCAAUCUAGUUUUGAUGGAUUCCAAGAACACCAUAAAGUGGCAAAGCUUCAAUUUCCCAACAAACACAAUACUGUGGGGUCAGAGACUAAGUCCAAUGACUCGGUUGACUGCUUUCCCAAUUUCCAACUCAUCUCCUUCAUUUUAUUAUUCACUCGAGAUUCACGAUGACAAACUUGCACUAUAUCUCAACUCAGGUAACUGGAAGUACUCUUACUGGGAGUACAGACCAUCUGAUAACCGAAACAUCACAUACGCCUGUCUCACAUCACAAGGCCUAGAGAUAUACAAUGGGCUCAACUGGAGAAUCACUCAAAUAACUUCAAAAACACCACAAGAACCUCCCAAAUUCUUAGCACUAGCAGAUGCUACAGGCAAUUUGGGACUAUAUUAUUACUCACCCCAGAAACAAGUGUUUGAAGUUUCGUAUGAGGCAAUCAAUAACACUUGUUAUCUUCCAUUUGCAUGUAAUAAGUCCUAUGGUAUUUGCACUUCCUCCGGUGAAUGUUCAUGCAUAAGGCUUGUCAAAAGAGGGCUCUCUGGUCUAUAUUGCUGCAAUGAGGAGAUGUUAGCCGGUGGGUCAUGCGAUAAAAGCCGGUUGGGGAUGAUCGAGUUACAUGGUAUCACGACUGUACUAAGUAGCAGUUCUAAAAAGGUCAACCUUACAAAAGCAGCAUGUGCAGACUUGUGUUUGAAUAACUGUACAUGUGUCGCGGCAAUGUAUGGCGAUAAUGUGAACCGAGAGGGUGAAUGUUAUUUUUAUGGGCUAGUAAGAGGAGUUAAGCAAAUGGGUGAUGUUAGAGAAAGAAAAAUGAGCUAUAUGGUUAAGGUACCCAAGGAUGUUAUUGAUGAUUGCCAUGGAAAAGGUUGUCCUAUAAAGACAUGGGUUUUAGUUGUGGUAGGGGUAGUUGAUGGACUUGUUAUUUUGAUUCUUUCUGUAGGAAUUGGUUACUGUGUAGUUCAAAGGAGGAAAAACAACAUACAUAAUGCAGAAAAUAAUCAAAAUAUAAACUAGACUAGGUACCCCCAACCAUUGAGAAACAUUGUUUUAUUGUUUUCUUCUUUCAUUUCUUUUUCCUUGUAAUUUCGGAAGGGAUGCCUUCUUGAGAGGUUUUUGGUUUUGUCCCCCUCUUUCAUUGUAUUUUUUGUUUUCGCAUCAAUGAAUGUGGCAAAUGUUCCUCAACAUUUGUCCCACUAAUUUUUGUGGUUUGCCUUCAAUAAAUAUAGAGAAAUACGAUGUCAAUCCUAUCUGUAUUCAUAUACUUGUAUGUUUAUUAGCAAGAUAAGUGAGGUUGCUCAUAAA